CAGUGCGUUUUUUCAGUAGCGAAAACGGUUGCUAGAUGGGGGAAUUUGAGAAAAAUGAUGCGGAAUCCAGAUGCCGAUUUCGUCCUCCACGGACGACGGACACCCAUAGGCACUGACAAAGCCAAGGAGUACCUCACCAACUCCCAGCGUACAAUCAGCACACGGAACCUAUCCCAAAGUACCCUUUAUCGACAAGACAACCGUAGUUUGAGCAGUUUUGCAGAACCAAGCUUUGCCAGGAGCCUUGGAAAACCAUCCCUCCGGGAGAAAUCCUCCAGGAAGGAAGGUGGGUUGCAGGACUCAACUUCUGGGUCAGUGUUUGAUGCGGAGAGCCUGUUUGGGUCCAUGAACGGUGGGACUGCAUCGCGACUGGAACGUAGAGAACGAAGCCGGAAGCCCAGGGAUAGUGAGUUUAGCCUGGAUUUCACUGGCCUGGGAAACAGCCUCAGCAAGAGCCUCAGCAAGAGUGUCAGCUUCAGCGAGCACCUGGAACAGCACAAGAUGAACAGCCCCAAGGAAAAUAAUGACUACGACAAUGAUGAUCUCGAAGACACUUUUGAGGAGGAGCUGCAGAAGCUCAUAGAUAACGACAUCAAAGAGAAUGAACGCUACGAGCAGGACCUUGCUGGAAGGCCCAAGAGCAAGGAUGAGUCAGAGUGGUUCACCGAGCCCAUUCAUUUGACCAAGACAGCCGACUACCCGACAUUCCAGAGUCUUGGAGUAGACACAAAGCUCACGUCGCCAGUCAACCGGACAACAGGAAUGCUGGGUACUGAGCUAGCCCAGCAGAAGAUUGCUAACCAGAUGCUUCUGGACGACAUCACUCGGACUUACUUCCCGAUCACCCUGGGAGAGAUGCCUUCGAUCAUGAGGACAGUGACCCCACAGCCGCCAAACUCCAGUGGGAAGGAAUAUGCGAGAGCCCGCUCAGCAGCAGGCUUGGCCUCCAAGAGCUCGACAAACAGGACGGGUCAAGUGUCUUCAGCCACGGGAUCAAGAAGACACUUGUCCAAUGCCCGUAGUUCCCACAGUAGGACAAACUCGCACAGCAACCCUAAAUUGGAUGCCUUGUAUGAUUACAACUACCUCCGAGCAUCAAAGCCGUUUGUUGACGGAACAGUCACGACUUCCCCAUACCAGUACGAACUGGCACAACUGAAGAUGGAGAGGCUACGGCUUGAGGAGCAGCGACUACUAGAAUCCAAGCGACAGGAAGAGCUGGAACGCAUCCGAGGUCCGAAGCCAAAAUGGUACGAGAUGAAGUCGCCGCAGUUUACCUACGAGCUGCACAAGAACAACAAACUCCUCCAGAGCAAGAAAGACUGGCAGAAACUGAUGGACUAUCGAGACCAACUCACCAAGUCCUCCCAGGAUUUUGCUAAGACAGAACUUGGUGGAUAUUUGCACUGAGUACAGUCUCAAUGUACUUAUCAUUUGACCCAUCAUCAAUGAACUUGGGAGUUUUGAGGACCUGUUACGCAUCCGUCCUUUUUCAGACAGUUCAAUAGGCUGGCAAAUUUAGAGUACAGUACUCAAUACUUUUGUUUUUAACCCGUAGAUUUAUUAAAAAUCCAAUUUUAGUAUAUAUAUAUAUUAACAUGCAGCCCAGGCAGGUAGCAUUAACCCGUCUUGUUAAUUCGCACUUUUCAAUCUGAGUUUUAAUCUCUUGAAAUGAUUAAGAUGUGCAUAAUUUACUUUUAUGAAAUAUUCAGUCAUGCACUUAAAAUUACAUUGUCCUUUCUUAACAUUUGUUUUAAAAGUAGAAUUUUUGGGAUUCCAUUUUGUAUUACCUCUGUAGGCAGUAGUAAAAGUUGCCAAACGUAUGAUUUGAAUUAUUUAAUGAAGUUGAAUUUGGUGGAUCAAAAUAUGAAGUACUGUACAUUGUGACUUUCUGAAUCUCUUGUUCAUUAAAAUGCCUUUUCCCCAGGAAGUCCGUCCUU
Acanthaster planci (crown-of-thorns starfish) is the source of this 1940-nucleotide messenger RNA. RefSeq lists its product as uncharacterized. The record is from RefSeq and is a predicted model, not a curated record. Lineage: Eukaryota; Metazoa; Echinodermata; Asteroidea; Valvatida; Acanthasteridae.